UAUCAAAAUAUUAAUUUCAAUUAUUAAAUUAAUUAUCUACAAUAUGAUAAAUUAUUUUUUAAAGUUAUUUUAAUUGGUUUGAGAGUUGUUGGAAUCUAACCGAAAACACUACUUCCGCAUCCUACUCUCAUCAACACCAACACUGACACUAUUAAAAUAAUAAAAUAAUUUAAAUAAUAUUAAAAUGAUUUAAAUGUUAAUGAACAAAAUAAUAAAAUUUAAACACACCAGCUCACACCAUUUAACUCUUAACUCAGCAAUCCCUGGACUGACCCUUACUACUACCAAUUCCUCAUCUAACAAUUCUAAAUUAACCUCUGUAAAUCAAUUUUCUACGUCAAAUUCCUGUAAAUUAUCUGAGAAUUCGGUUGAAAUAUCUCGAAAUUUGAUCGAGUCUGCGCUGGAGCUGAGGAAUCAAAAGUUGCGAGAGUUAACGGUAAAAAAUAACUUGAAAAAGUUAAGGUUGCGGGCGGUGAAUUUAUCGAGACCUCCGUUGAUUUACGAAGGUCCAGUGUACCUUAACUACUGGCUCCGCAGACGCAGGAGCGGCGCCAGAAAGUAAUAAUCUGACACAAAAUCACACUAUUAAUAUUUUAUCCAAAUUAUAUAAUAA
Messenger RNA from Theileria parva strain Muguga, 613 nucleotides. RefSeq lists its product as uncharacterized. The coding region runs from base 194 to 562 and encodes 122 amino acids. The transcript has a single exon. Lineage: Eukaryota; Apicomplexa; Aconoidasida; Piroplasmida; Theileriidae. The record is from RefSeq and is a predicted model, not a curated record.